Molecule: messenger RNA, 2162 nt
Organism: Mytilus trossulus (common blue mussel)
Lineage: Eukaryota; Metazoa; Mollusca; Bivalvia; Mytilida; Mytilidae
Exons: 2
Coding region: 109-2127 (672 amino acids)
Molecular function (GO): zinc ion binding
Source: RefSeq, a predicted model, not a curated record
CCAAUAUAGGAAAAUUUAAGUUGAUAGUUGAUAGUGGAUUUUUUCGAUUACCUCUUUUGAUUGCCUUCCUAGAAAUAGCUUCCUGAAUAAUUAACCACAAACAUAACAAUGUUAAGCAGAACUUCAUUAGAGGAGAAUGACUCACAUGGUGUCGGGUCUUCAGCAAGUUUUCGACAAGGAAUGGAUAGUUUACUCGAAGACUCAUCUCAAACGCAGUCUAGAGGGGAGACUGAAGAUGAAUUUGACACUAAUAAAUAUAAUCAGAAAAAUGCUGAAACAACUGCAAAGAGUGAAAAGUCAGAUAUAAAUCUAAAAACCUCUACACAAUCUCUGAAGAAGCUUGGCUCAAAAUUGGGUACAUCUAUGUCAGAUGACUUUGAUAUGGAAAUGUAUAAAACUGCCAGAGGUAAUCUAACCUCCAGACAGAAGAAGACAUCCGUAAUUGGGAAUUACCCUGAUAGUAAACAGUCUACUAAGACAGAUAAUAUGGUGAAGGCAAGUUAUAGACUUACAGAAGACGUUUUAGAUCCUGACAAAAGUGGGGAACCUUGGGUAAAUACUUCACGAGAACAUAAAUCUGUUAGUGUUGUCUGCUCAACGCACGAUGACGCACCUGUUAUCAUGCACUGCAAGACAUGCGAUCGUCUUGUUUGUGAUGAAUGUAUCACAUCAACCCACAAACCACACGACCUCGUAGAAAUUCGGAAACAAGGCCUGCAAGAUAAACUAAUUUUAACAGAAAAACUUCCUGACGUAAGAACACGCGCUAUCCCGUCACUGAAAAAGAACGUAGAUGCAUUAGGUCAUGCAAAAGCAAAAUGCACGGAGGAAUUUGAUAGCAUGAUUGAUCAAAUCAAACAUAGGUCAUCCGUUUUGAUAAUGGCUAUUGAAACGGCAAGGGAUCGUUUGAUUGACAGAUGCUCUUCCGACAAAGAUGCUAGCCAUGCAUUUCUUAACAAGCUAGAGGAUAAACUUUCAACAGGCUUAGUGAGUAUUGAAGCCUCGGCUAAUUCUUCCGAUGAGUCACUCUUAAUGGACAGAGAUCCUCCGAUCGUACACGAAAGAAUUAAACUUCAAUGGCUUCUUGACAAAUAUCGAAGGAGCCAUCCUCAAAUAACCUAUCCAAAAUUUCAAAACGGAACUGCACCAAGAGAGGAGGCUACUCUUGAAAAAAUGAUAGGGUAUUUUGAUGGUAUGUUGAAAUGCGAAGCAAAAGAUCAACUACACAAGAUUAUGCUAAACGUAACACCACUCGGAUCACUGAAACCAAUGUAUGUAAAAACAGUCUCAUACAUGCACAAAGUAAGAAGCGCAUGUGCGGCAGGUGACGAUAAAAUCUGUAUUAUUCCUGUAAUUCCCACGACAUCAUUAGACAUCAUGACAUCGGAUGGUGUAUCAGUAUUGACUCAAGUUCCCCAUACACGCAUAUAUGAUAUCACGAGAACAAUGGAUAGCCAUUUUUUAGUUUCGGAUCCUCGUAGUAGAAAAAUCAUGAGAAUAACAGAGCACGGAGUCGUUGUCAAAUGGACAAAUGUAAAUGGUAUACCAAGAGGUCUGCACGCUUGCAAAAAUGGAGAUAUUCUUGUUUGCAUUGUCGAUAGCGUAGCAUUUUCACACUUCCGUCAUUCAAAGCGCUAUAUCAUUCGAAUGAACGAGAAUUUCAAAAUUAUAGAGACCUAUGGCCAAAAAGAACAUAUAUUUAACAUACCAGACCGUAUAUUCGAAAACAUCAAUGGUGAUAUCUGCAUCAUUGAUAGAACUGGUGGUUUGGAUAGCAGGCUUGUUGUUAUGGAUUGCCAUGGCGGUGUACGUUUUGAGUAUCCCGGUGAAGGAAGUUUUGAUGGGUCGUAUGGAGAUGGAUAUAUACCAGUGAAGCGACAAGCUUUCAGUGAUGUCUGCUGUGAUGGUUAUGCCAACAUUUACCUUUCAGAUGAAAGAAACAAUGAAAUCAUUGUUCUAGAUCCCGAUGGAGCGGAGCAAAAAGGCGUUGGCGAGAUCUUCACGAAGAAAAGGGAUAAGGCUGAAACGAACAUGGUUGCACCACACAGAAUAGUGAUAGACACAAAUGGAAGACUGUGGGUCAUUCAAAGACGAAAAAUCACACUAUUUGCAUUGUACAAUUAUUAGAACUAAUUUGUAAAGUUCAAAUGAAUAUUUAUAGC